AUGGUUCAGUAUCAAAAUCAAAAAGAGGAUGGACAAUUACAAGAUCAGACGAGUGCCAGAACAAACACGCUGUUUGACGAUGCAGAUGAUAUACAGAGGCAACUUGAUAACGAAGCUAGGGAUCGCAUUAAAUUUGGCAGACCAAAAACUAUUUGGGUCUUCCAUUUUCCAACGCAUUUUCCUGACCACAACUCCAUAGAUGAAGAUCCUCCUGAAAACCAAAUUAGAUAUCCGCGGGACUUGAUUCUAAGAAAAAAGCCUCAAGAAAAGAAUGAAGUUCAUGUUGAUGCCAAUUUGAUGACGCCGCCGUUGCGUCAAGGAAAAUGGGCAAAAUCGUUCCCAGAAUGCGGUGGAAAAUCUCAGUCUCCAGUUGAUUUACCAACAGCGGGGUUCAUAAAGGCGAGAGGUGCAAGAGCACUACUUUUCCAAAACUUCGAUGUGCAGCCACAAAAAUUAACGUUCAUGCAUGAUGGUCAACGAGUAAUUCUUUUCGGAGAAUGGAAAAGCGAUCAGCGUCCUCUUAUCUACGGCGGUGCUGCCCAUAGUCGACGAUACCUGUUCCACUCCCUCACUCUCCACCUACCAGCAGAACAUACAAUUGGUGGUCUUCAGUACCCAGCCGAAACUCAAGCAUUUUAUGUAUCAGCUGAAUAUAAGAACAUGGAACACGCUUUGGAUGCAUCUCCUAGCGAUCCACAGGCUUUUCUUGCAGUUGCUAAUAUGUAUAAGUAUUCAAACCACUCACACGCGGGCUUACAAGAACUUCUAGAAUUAUCAAAGACAGUGCGUUACCGAAAUGUUACUAUGAAGAAAACGAAACCUCUCAGUUAUUUCAAUCCUCCAUUCAAAGAGUACGCUUGCUAUCAAGGCUCCAUGCCAACUCCACCUUGCACUGAAUCUGUUCUCUGGCUCAUUAGAGGAAGGGCAUUGUCUGUCCAGAGGGAAUUGGUGGAAGAGAUCCUCCUGCGAGCAACAGCGGAACCAAGACAAAUGACCUUCCGUACUCCUCAACCGCUGAAUGACAGGAAAGUUUAUCUUUUCAAAGGAGUUACACGCUCGACAAAUUAUGAAACCGUAUCUAGGAUCGCCAGAAAAAUGCCAGAAAUUUUAAAACAAUUGGGGAAUUGUACCAACAUCAGAGGAGUCAUUUGUUUCUGAUCUUUUGGGAGCCUGUUUUGUAUAGCUCGAACUGAUCCAUUCGCUGAAGCCCGACUCUCCUGCAUCAGAAAGAACCAAAUGAAAUGAUUGACGCAAACAAAAAUUUCUCGUAUAUUUUGAGGUACGAAAAAU
Molecule: messenger RNA, 1290 nt
Organism: Spodoptera exigua (beet armyworm)
Lineage: Eukaryota; Metazoa; Arthropoda; Insecta; Lepidoptera; Noctuidae
Source: the annotation of a GenBank genome assembly